Mugil cephalus (flathead mullet) is the source of this 3250-nucleotide messenger RNA. It is a transcript of the gene pacsin2, whose product is annotated as protein kinase C and casein kinase substrate in neurons 2. Bases 185 to 1705 code for a protein of 506 amino acids. The record is from RefSeq and is a predicted model, not a curated record. The transcript has 12 exons. Gene Ontology annotation, molecular function: protein binding; phospholipid binding. Gene Ontology annotation, cellular component: plasma membrane; cytoplasm; endosome. Gene Ontology annotation, biological process: regulation of endocytosis; cytoskeleton organization; plasma membrane tubulation. Lineage: Eukaryota; Metazoa; Chordata; Actinopteri; Mugiliformes; Mugilidae.
GCUUCGGGUAACUGACUCUGCGUCAGUUAGAGGAGCCGCUGCUGCUGCUGAGCACGAAAACGGAAAGAUUUAUAAACUGGGGCCACGAAGAGUAAUAAUUCCUCAUUUAAACUUAAAUCUUUCAGGAGGAAUAAACCCGUUCCCGGCCCUACGCACUCGAGUGUAACUCUGGGCAGCAGCAGCAAUGUCGGGCACCUAUGAUGACUCCAUGAUCGAUGUCUCCAGCGACAGCUUCUGGGAGGUUGGCAACUACAAGCGCACGGUGAGACGGGUAGACGAUGGCCACCGGCUCUGUGGCGACCUCAUGAACUGUCUCCACGAGCGGGCACGCAUCGAAAAGGCCUACGCACAGCAGCUCACAGAAUGGGGGAAGCGCUGGCGACAACUUAUAGAGAAAGGCCCUCAGUACGGUUCGCUGGAGCGAGCUUGGUCCGCCUUGUGCACCGAGGCGGAGAAGGUGAGCGAGCUUCACAUGGAGGUGAAAGCGGCUUUGAUGGGAGAAGACUACGAGAAGCUGAAGGGCUGGCAGAGGGACUCCUACCACAAACAGAUGAUCGGCGGCUUCAAGGAGACUAAAGAGGCAGAGGAUGGCUUCCGCAAGGCUCAGAAGCCCUGGGCCAAGAAACUGAAGGAGGUGGAGACCAUGAAGAAAUCUUACCACUCCGCCUGCAAGGAAGAGAAACUGGCAGCUAGCCGAGAGACAAACAGCAAACUUGAGAGCAACAACAACCCCGACACCCAGAAGAAACUCCAGGAAAAGGUGGAGAAGUGUCAGCAGGAGGUGCAAAAGACUAAAGAACGCUACGAGAAAUCUAUAGACGAGCUCAACAAGCUGACCCCUCCGUACAUGGAGAACAUGGAGCAGGUGUUCGAGCAGUGGCAGCAGUUUGAAGACAAACGGAUUAACUUUUUCAAAGAGCUGCUACUGGAGGUUAAACAGCACCUGGACCUGUCGAGCAAUCACAGAUUCCAGACAGUUUAUCACACACUGGAAGACACAAUCUCUGCUACUGAUGCUGAAGAAGACCUGAAGUGGUUCCGGUCCAACCAUGGCCCCGGCAUGCCGAUGAACUGGCCCCAGUUUGAGAAUUUGGACUGGUCCCAUCCUCGCUCCUUUAAGAGAAGGUCCAUUGUAGACUGGUCUAUAGACAUAAACCGAACCCUGAGCCGACGAGAAAAGAAGAAGCCAUCGGAGGGCGUCAUGCUGACGGGCAUCAAUCAAACUGGGUCAGACCAGCCGGCCAAGACCGGCAGCAGCCUGACUGUGCCCAGUCAAACAGCGCCAGUGGGCUCGAACCCGUUCGAAGACGACGACGACGAAGAAGAGGAGGAGGAAAUUGCCGUGGAACAGCAAACCACAGUCAACCACAUCAGUGUGAAUAAAGAGGAAAUACAAACCGCGAGCAGCGUGGAGAAGACCCCGGACUGGUCGGACGAAGACACGAGUUGCAACCCUUUCUCCACCAACGGGGACGGCAGCGGUGACGGUAACCCGUUUGAGGACGAGCCGACCUCUCCUGUCGUGUCCGUGCCCGUCAGAGCUCUUUACGACUACGAAGGACAGGAGCAGGAUGAGCUCAGCUUCAAAGCAGGUGAAGAAUUUACCAAAAUAGGCGAAGAAGACGACCAGGGUUGGUGCAAAGGCCGACUCAAGGGUGGACAAACGGGCCUCUAUCCUGCUAACUACGUGGAAGACAUCCAGUAAUGAAUUACCACUGUGAAGAAAGAAGGAAGUGUUGUUUUUGUUUUUCUUUUUUUAAGAAUGGACAGUGCAGAGUGGGAGAAGGACCGAGAGCAGAGAUUAUUAAAGGACCACUUGAAAUGUUGUUGCUUCCAACAGAUUGACCCUCUUAGAAAGUGGAAAUCAACCACAAGGUUCCAGAUGAUUCCAGGGAGAUCACAGAGAACAGUUGCUGUCAGUGUAAGAUAUGUUAUAUGUUACUUAGAAUCCCAUUUAUGCUGUUACAAAAGUAGCUAUCCAAGCAUAUAUUAAAUGAGACUCAAUGAAAUGUACAUGUGAAUUUAUAUAUAAACAAAACACUGGGAUGACAUGCAGCCUUAAUAUGCAACCCACCUUUUAAUUCAUCAAGGGAGACAAGUCUUUUUUUAUAUAUAUAUAUAUAUAAAUAUAUAUAACUUUAAUGAACCAUUUCUGCCUACAGAAUCCAGUCCAUACACGUUUGAUUUAUUGGACCUUUGUAUCGAGAUGAUUGCGUCUGAAUUCGAUUUUAAACUAAUAUGUGUCAUUUAACAUUCCUUUCGGUUUGUAAAUGCUCUGGUUAUUUUAUAAGGAAUGAAAAAGAAAAAAAAGAAGAAUCAGUAAAGCCUUAGCCUGUAGUCGUUCAUGGACACGUUUCCUCGAGUCACUGCAGCUGAAUGUAUAUCCACUGAUUGUACCUUCUCAUUUAUAUUGACUGUUAACUGUUGAUGAUGCUGGAUUUUUACAGCCACUCGCCCGUUUUCCCACUUUUGAAACGCCUGUCCUCGCACAAGCCUCCCUCUCGUCCUGUUGAUGACAGAAUGUAACAUUUAUGGGUUAUAUUUCACGCAACACUGAAAGCUUUUCAAAAAAAGUCUAUCUCACUUGAAUCUCCAUAUUUUAGUUCUCUAUUUGUGUACAAGACAAGUUACAGCAAUAAAACCCACACGGCUAGUACGCUAUUGCAAACAUGCAUGUAAAUAGCCUGGAAUUAAAACAUAUUAGAAUAAAUGAAGCAUUGCAAUCAGAUGAUAUGCAGUUUGGAAAUUGAUGAUUGUUAAUUUAUGAUGCCACAAGUGCUUUUGCUCGACCUAGAAUGCUGUGACUGCGAAUCAGUUUGUACAUUAAUUGAAUGUUUUAUGGCGAAUAUCCCACGAGUCUGUCAUUUUGUUAUAUUUGUAAAUAUGAUUGUAUUUUUUUUUUUUUUUUUCCUGCACAGCGGGCCAUACACAUUGAACUAUUAGAUGAAUGGAUGUUUUAAUGACCUUAAUUCAUAUUUGGACCUUUUUGUUUUUUGUUUUUUUUUUGUGAGCAGAGAUUAACUGCAGAUGCUUCUCCUGCACAAUCUCCAAAUUCAUAAAUGCCUAAUGUAUCAAUUAAAAUAGAGGGGGGGAAAAAAAGAAGCUAUUUUAUGCCUUCAACUUGCAGCCGAAGAAGAAGAUAUAUGUUUUGCCGUGUUUUCAGGGCUCUCGAAUGCAGCAACAGCUGUACUUGCACAGUAAGGUCUGUAAAUGUCACACAAUAUAAUAAAUAAAUCUAUUGGAGAAAAUA